Molecule: messenger RNA, 2705 nt
Organism: Sardina pilchardus (European sardine)
Lineage: Eukaryota; Metazoa; Chordata; Actinopteri; Clupeiformes; Clupeidae
Gene: tpd52l2b
Product: tpd52 like 2b
Exons: 10
Coding region: 189-923 (244 amino acids)
Cellular component (GO): cytoplasm
Source: RefSeq, a predicted model, not a curated record
UCAUCAAGCUGAGUUGGCUGUCUCGUCCGUGUGCCUGGCCGUGACUGUCUCAGCGAAUUGUUGUUGUGGGCAAGUCGAGGAGACGGGAGAAGAAGAGGGAGUUAAGUGUCGGUCAUACGAAUAUUACAAACGGAUUUUUUGUUUAUUCCCAGAAACUAAUUUCGACGUCUUUUCAUUUAUUCGACGCCAUGGACACAGCCAAUCAAGACAUCAAUCUGAACUCUCCUAACAAAGGCCUGGGCACAAACGACCUCGCGGAUGUCCCCGUUGAAGGAGCCGUAGGAAACGCUGAAAGACCGCUGCCCCCCAACCUGACGGAGGAGGAGGCGGAGGAACUACGCACGGAGCUCACCAAGGUGGAGGAGGAGAUUCACACGCUGCGCCAGGUGCUCUCGGCCAAAGAGAAGCACGCCACCGAGCUGAAGCGGAAGCUAGGCCUCAGUCCCCUCACCGAGUUCAAGCAGAACAUCACCAAAGGCUGGCAGGACGUCCAGACCUCAAAUGCCUAUGUGAGAACCGCAGGACGACUGAACGAGUGGAAUGAGAAAGUUGUUGGUUCUGAUCUAUAUCUUUCAGCGACAUCAACUCUGGAUGACAUUGCCCAGUCAGAAGCAUAUAAAAAGACUCAGGAAACCCUGUCUCAGGCAGGUCAGAAGACCUCUCUUGCCUUCUCCACCAUGGGCACCGCCAUCAGCAGGAAACUGGGUGACAUGAGAGCUCUACCUUUCUCUCAUUCCUUUGGUGGCAACUACUCGAUCCGCCACUCCAUAAGUAUGCCAGCCAUGAGGAACUCACCCACCUUUAAAUCCUUUGAGGACAAAGUUGGAAACCUCAAGACCAAAGUGGUUGGCGCUCAGCCAAAUGGCGAAGAGGCCCAGUCCCCGCAGGAGACCAACCCUGUACAGGACAAAGCCCCCUUCUAGAGCCAGCCCCCCCCUGCGCACGCCUCACACCCCCCACCUCCCCCCUCCCAGACUGUACAGUCGCAUCAUCUCUCUCGCUCCAGUGACGCCAGUCAGCCACCUGUGACCUCCAGCUCCUGUCUCCUCCAUCCUCCCCUGCCAGCCAUGACCUUUGACCUUGCCCUCCUGACCCUUCAAAAAGCAUGUGCUCAUCUUGCCAUCGGGGAAAAAAAAAAAAAAAACAGCACCGCAAGCACCCUCACUCACCUGAAGGCUACAUGACAUGGAAUCGACAGAUGUAAAAAUCAAAAUUGACACCAAAAAAGAGAAAAGAAAACAGACAAUAAAAGAUGUUAAACCAUUUUGUAUUAUAAACUAUUUUACACUGCUUUGCAUAAUGUUUUUACAUAACUUUUAUCUAUAUACAAAGAUAUAUAUAUGAACAGCUAUAUUUAAAGUGUACUGCCAAGCAGCAUUCAUCUAGGUGAGGGAAAUCUGCCAAAAUGGAAAUGGAAAAAAUAAGCAAAGAUAAAAGAGGAUUGGAAGAGAUGGAAAUGUAAACAACUAAUAUUUAAAAAAUGUAAACAAAAAAAGGAGAAAUGAUCACAGCAUUCUGAGCUGCUGACCAUUCUACUCCAAUCUUUUGUUUUUCUUAAACUGCGUACAGCGUGAAGCAAUGCUUUGCAGUACAUCUGCUGAAUGUGGAAUCUCUCAGCCUUACACUUUCUCACUAGUGUUUGCUUGAUCUGUCUGAUUUCUGGCUUAUGCCUGUUAUUAUGUUUUAUGCUUUGUUGUCAUGUUUAUGUUUUCUUUUUGUUUUCCCUCCAUUUUCUGUCAACUGAGUUGGAAAUUAUGUAUUGGGAGGGUAACUGUGAGUUUUGACUUGAUUAUGUGCCUGCUUUUGUGCCAUACCGCACGUGGUGUUCAGCCAAUGCACGCUAGUCUGUCACUGUUGUGGUGAUAGGACGUCGGACACCACUCAUGCACAUCUACACCAGUAACUUGUGAAACCUCACUAGUGGAGGCUCACUUCCAUGUACACUAACCUGGCUCUUUCAACAUUGAACCCAAACAAUCGUAAUAUUUUAAAAUGUGCUGUCGAUUGAUUGAUUGAUUGAUUGAUUGAUUAAUUAAUUAAUUAAUUAAUUAAUUAAUUAAUUGAUUUAGUAGAGACUGGACACUACGGCCAUCUUGAGCAUUGCACGCACGGUCACUUUUUUUUUUACUUCACCAAGAUGAAGAAGGUUGUGUAAUUGGCCUGCAAAAGUCAUUUUCUUUCUCUUUUGUGUUGUUUUGAUCAACUCUUUUUGCCUUCAUGACACUCACCGUGUCCUUUUCUGUGUGGCCAUACGCUGUGUGGUUUUCCGUGUCUGUGUGGCCAUAUGGGUAGUUUACAGCCACCUAGAUAUUGGGGGGGGGGGGGGAUUGGUCUGCAAGGGAUUUGUAUUCGGUUGGCAUAUUUGAAACAAAAUAUGAAGAAAGUUGCCAUUAUUAGAUAGACAUUGGUUGCGUGUUAUCACCGAAAUUCAUGUGUGCUAUUGAAAGUGUAGAACACUGCAUACUAGUUUGUACAGAAUGAGGGCUAUUGGGUUUUUGAGGUUAUGGAAGCAGUGUGUAUUCUGAAAUGUCAUGGGCAAGAUAGAUUAGGCUAAACACCACACCAUAGAGCUAUAAUUUAGUUAUAUGACCUUUAGAUGUACAGAGGAAAUGUUAUUGUUUUGUUUGAAGCCAACUAUGAUGGAUCAGUUUUCAGUUUAUGUUUUUACUCUGUUUGGGAUAUCAAUAAAGCAUUCCUUAAAAGAA